This is a messenger RNA of Stegostoma tigrinum, 859 nucleotides long. RefSeq names its product whey acidic protein-like. Lineage: Eukaryota; Metazoa; Chordata; Chondrichthyes; Orectolobiformes; Stegostomatidae. The record is from RefSeq and is a predicted model, not a curated record. Bases 1 to 516 code for a protein of 171 amino acids. The transcript has 4 exons. Gene Ontology annotation, cellular component: extracellular region. Gene Ontology annotation, molecular function: peptidase inhibitor activity.
AUGCCCACCGCACCCACCCCAACCACCAUGCCCACUCCGACCACCCCAACCACCAUGCCCACCGCACCCACCCCAACCACCCCGGCCAAAACGACCACCAGGCCCCGGCCGACCCGCCCGAAGCCGCGGGGGCAGUGUCCGGCGAACACCAUCGCCCGGGGGUGCCAGCAGUCCUGCAAGCGGAAACACCAGGAGUGCUGGGGGAUGGAAUGCUGCGCGGACGGGGAAUGCCAGGGGGGCAAGAGGUGCUGCCCCCGAGGGAUGGGCAACAAAUGCCUGAGAACGAAGGAAGGAGUGUGCCCCGUCAAUGACCUACUGGGUUACUGCGAGACCCUCCCGGUGCGCAAGUCCCUACGAUGCUGGCCAAUUAAGUGCCUCUGCGAUUCGGAUUGCCGGAGCGGAUUCCGCUGUUGCCCGCACCAGUGCGGGCGCAAAUGCAAACGCGCUGUGAAAGUACGCAGUCCAGGGAAAUGGAAGUGGAAGGGGCGAGGCUGGUGGAAGCAUCGCAGGGGCUGAGGGAGACGGAGAAAGGAAGCUGGCAACUCCCUGCAGGAACAGCACCGGAAGAAUGAAACCAGCAAUCUCAAAAUGCAACAACAAAAUUCACUGCCCCCCCGCCCCGGCUCUCCCCACCUCCAUAGCCCUGUAUCCGUCCCCAAACUAAUCCCACUGCCUCCCCGCUCUCUCUCCCCCAAUAGCCCUGUAUCCGUCCCCAAACUAAUCCCACUGCCCCCCCGCUCUCUCACCCCCCCCAUAGCCCUGUAUCCGUCCCCAAACUAAUCCCACUGCCUCCCCGCUCUCUCCCCCCCAUAGCCCUGUAUCCGUCCCCAAACUAAUCCCACUGCCCCCCCCACUCUCU